Messenger RNA from Podospora pseudopauciseta, 1287 nucleotides. RefSeq lists its product as uncharacterized. Gene Ontology annotation, cellular component: cytoplasm; cytosol; aminoacyl-tRNA synthetase multienzyme complex. Gene Ontology annotation, biological process: aspartyl-tRNA aminoacylation. Bases 1 to 1287 code for a protein of 428 amino acids. Gene Ontology annotation, molecular function: ATP binding; aspartate-tRNA ligase activity; RNA binding. The record is from RefSeq and is a predicted model, not a curated record. NCBI's taxonomy places the organism in Eukaryota, Fungi, Ascomycota, Sordariomycetes, Sordariales, Podosporaceae. The transcript has 3 exons.
AUGGUGAGGUGGAUCGCUGGAAUCAACCCUGAGAGCUUCGUGGUGAUUGAGGCCGGGGUACAGCGACCGAUCGAACCUGUCAAGCGCUGCCGGGUGUCGAACUUUGAGCUUCGGAUCACAAGAUGCUAUUUGCUGGCACCAGCACCGGUUAUUCUGGGCAUGACACUGGCCGCCGCCAACCGACCAGUUGUUGACUUCAAUGAUGAAGUUAUCGGGGCCAAAGCUGGUGUCAGAGAGGAAGAAGAGACCGAUAAGGAGGGGCCCCCAGCCGCAAGUAUGCUUGUGCAUUUGGACAAUAUCGCCAUGCACAAACGAGCUCCGGUUCAACAGGCCAUUGCGGACAUCCGCAUGGAAAUGAAACAUCUGUUUCGGUCGUACCUCAAGGCUCGGGGCUUCAAGGAAUUCGAACCACCCUCUCUGUUGGCGCAGCAUCUGAAGGUGGCAGCAAUGUUUUCCGAGGCUUUCCUUGCUCAGUCGCCGCAGUUCUACAAACAAUUCGAGAUUGCUGGGGGGAGAAAACGCGUGUUCAGCAUCGCACCAGUUUUCCGCGCUGAGAAUUCCAACACUCCCCGUCACAUGACUGAAUUUACGGGCCUCGAUCUCGAAAUGGAAAUUCGUCACGACUACAGUGAGGUUCUCUAUCUUCUGGAAGGGGUUCUUCUUUAUAUAUUCCGCCAAGUCCACCGGAUUUUCAAGGACGAGAUUGAACUCGUCCGCUCCCUCUACCCGUCUAGCGAGAUACUUUUGCCCGAACCUGGCCAGAAGGUUCGCCUAACGUUUACACAGGCUCAACAACUUCUUCGCGAGGAAGGGCCGGCGGAGUUCCGUCAUGUGCGCGAUGACGAGGAUAUGACUACACCACAGGAGAAGGCACUCGGCGCCUUGGUGAGGCAGAAGUUCAAUACGGACUUUUACGUCGUCGACAAGUUUCCCGAAACUGCCAGGCCGUUCUACGCAAAGCUGGACGACACGACAGCGGCAGGCUCAGCUAAAGGUGCUGUCAAGGUCACGAAUGCGUUCGACAUGUUUCUGCAAGGACAGGAGAUCCUCUCUGGUGGGCAGCGCAUCAACCAUCCGGACGAGCUGGAGGCCCGCAUCAGGGCUAAAGGUAUUGAUCCCGCGAGUCCUGGUAUCGAUGGUUAUGUUCAGGUGUUCCGCCAGGUUGGUGUGCCGCCCCAUGGCGGUGGCGGUAUUGGCCUUGACCGCAUCGUUGCGUGGUACCUGGGCCUCCCGAGCGUUCACCUCGCGGCUUACUAUCCGAGGACUCCGCGAAGACUGUUGCCAUGA